Molecule: messenger RNA, 1438 nt
Organism: Rhodofomes roseus
Lineage: Eukaryota; Fungi; Basidiomycota; Agaricomycetes; Polyporales; Fomitopsidaceae
Product: TPR-like protein
Exons: 6
Coding region: 88-1095 (335 amino acids)
Biological process (GO): post-translational protein targeting to endoplasmic reticulum membrane
Cellular component (GO): membrane; TRC complex
Molecular function (GO): molecular adaptor activity; protein binding
Source: RefSeq, a predicted model, not a curated record
GUCGAAGUUGGUGAACGCAAGCGCCGGAAGGCUGUUUGGGCGUGUUGAUGCGGGCGCCUGUCCUCCAACACUCACCUCUGUACGGCCAUGUCCAAUAAACAGCGACUCGUUCUCUCUAUCAUCGACUUCCUCAACCAGUCUAUUGAGGACGGCACCGUCAAGCAAGACGAUCAGGAGAGUCUCGAGGUUGCAAUCCAAUGCAUCGGCGAGGCCUUCGCAGUCGAUCCCUCCGAUUCAGCACAGCGCGAGAAGCUGUCAAUACAGCCUGCGACACUCCAGAAUGUAUUCGAUGUCGUCUUGAAGACGAGGGAGAAGGUUGGUGCCGGCUCAGCGGCAGCUGCGCCCCCUACGCCAGCCGCACCAGCUGCUCCGACUGCAGAGGACAAGGCGAAUGCAGAGAAGCUGAAGGCCGAAGGCAAUGCAAAAAUGUCUGCUAAGCAAUACAGCGAAGCCAUUGACGCUUAUACGAAGGCUAUCGCGCUUGACCCGACAAAUGCCGUGUACUACUCGAAUCGCGCCGCAGCGUAUUCGAGCAAGGAACAGCACAGUGAGGCGACCCUUGAUGCGCAAAAGGCAAUCGAGGUCGACCCCAACUUCGUGAAGGCCUAUCAUCGACUUGGACACGCACAGUACUGUCUCGGCGACUACAACGAGGCCGCGGCUGCCUUCCGUCGUGGUGUGGAGCUUGACCCAUCCAACGCUUCACUCAAGUCCGGUCUCAAGAAUGCAGAGGCUCGUAUUGCACCCGAGGACGACUUGUCUUCCUCGCUGUCCGAACCCGAGGCAUCAGGCGGUAACGCCGACGCUGCAGGUGCCGGUUUGGGUGGAAUGGCUGACAUGCUGCGAAACUUGGGUGGUGGAGGCGGUGGCGGAAUGCCUGAUCUUGCCAACCUCAUGAACAAUCCAAUGAUGAUGCAGAUGGCCCAGCAGAUGAUGGGGAAUGGCGGCCUGGACAGAGUGAUGCAAAAUCCUGCCUUGGCCAACAUGAUGAACCGAGUACAGCAAGGUGGUGGUAUGCCCUCCAUGGCAGAGCUCAUGGCGGAUCCGACGAUGAGAGAUAUGGCCCAACAAUUCGGCGCGGGUGGCGCGCCAUGAUAUGUAUAGCUGAAGUGCGACUUGCUAGAGCUAUCAGGCCCGUGCUUGGAUGACCCUUGUCUUGGAUAAUGCAUCGGAUUGUGUUUCAGUGGUUGAAGGCAGACUAUUCAAUGGAUUGCUCCGUCUACCUCCAAUGACUGGCGCUCGCCUUUCUAUGUUGGCCAAUUGAAGAGAGAUUUGACAAUCAUGUUCGCAGACUUAGCUGUGGGACCUCCGCCGACAAAACAUGUGUGGGACAGCGAGAUUAGCCCUUCUUCCGGGGUCCAAGCUGUGUCUUCCGCUGUCAUCGAACUUCGCAGUAUUUAACAUCAACACACACUGCAACACUGCCUUUGUGACUCCG